GCAGCAACAGACCACAUCCCAAGAAACAGAAGGAAUUGAACAGGUACCGUUGGAAAGUAAUUGGGGCUGCAAAUUUUGUAGAUCGAGUUCAUAGUGGUAUUUUACCUUCAUCCAUGUCUGUGGACGAGCAGGUUGAAUUACAAAUAAACAUCACUGUGGGCCCUAGUAAGGAUUCAACGGUGGGACUCACAUAUUCUUCACACCACGGUAAAGUGUGGUGAGCGCCUCAAUUCACAAUCCUCUUCUACGGCCAUCUACCUUUGCCCUUUGUGUCUCCCUUCUCGGACUCUUCCUCUGAAAUGGCCUUCUUCUCCUCAACUCUCUUCUUCAACCUCCAUCUCUUCCUCACCAUCUUCCUCUCAUUCUCCGGGACCGAUCCCGUAUCGGGCUGUUACAACUCCAUCUUCAGUUUCGGCGACUCUCUCACCGACACCGGAAACUGGCUCUACAUCAAUAGCUCUUCCAACAUCGGCAAUUUCCCCUAUGGAGAGACUUUCUUCCACCAUCCAACCGGCCGAUCCUCCGAUGGGCGUGUGGUUGUCGAUUUCAUUGCUCAAGCAUUUGGACUUCCAUUUCUGCCACCAUAUCGUGCAUGUUCGGACGGUCGAGAUCUUCGGCAUGGAGCGAAUUUUGCAGUCGCGGGGGCUACUGCGAUUGAUGCUGCCUCCUACGAAGAGAAGAAGAUUGGAGGUGUGGUAGCGAAUAUAUCUUUGGUCGAUCAGAUCGAGUGGUUCAAAGGACUCUUGCCUUCUCUUUGCCUCUCAUCAUCAGGCUGCCGCAAAUUCCUGAGAGGAUCUCUUUUUCUGGUUGGAGAGAUUGGCGGCAAUGAUUACGCCCAACUGUUCAGUAAUGGAUGGAGCUUAGAAAAGAUCCAGACCUUUGUUCCCCAAGUUGUUAGUACCAUUACUUCCGCAGUCGAUACGCUGAUCGAACAUGGAGCCAUGACACUUGUGGUCCCAGGUGGUCUGCCGUUGGGAUGCUUUGCCUCAGUUCUCACAUUUGGAGCGAGCUUGAAUAAGGAAGAUUAUGACAAUGAAACUGGUUGCCUAAAGAGAUGGAAUGAGUUACUCCAGUAUCACAACGAUCGACUGCAAAUAGAGCUGGACCGGAUGCGGAACCUCCACCCUCAUGUCAUCAUCAUCUAUGCUGAUUAUUACAAUUCUGCGAUGCGCAUCUACCGCUCUCCUCUUCAGUUCGGAUUUAGCAAGGGAGCACUCUCUGCAUGUUGUGGAAGCGGCGGUCCUUACAAUUAUAACUCCUCUGUCCUAUGUGGUACUCAUGAAGCACGAAUCUGCAAUGACCCAUCGUUGUAUUGGAACUGGGAUGGAAGCCACCCCACUGAAGGUGGGCAUAGAAUGAUUGCAGACGAUGUAAUCAGUGGACCAUAUGCCUUUCCACCCAUUACUUGUCCAUGUCUGCAACUAGCAUCACAUGUUAAAUAUCCUCAUUACCACACCAAGAGCCAGAGUUUCAGGGCAUCGGUGUAGCAUAUCGUAUCAUUGAUAUGUUACACAAUAGCUGGUGCAAAAAUAUUAGUUGGCAAAUAUGGUGAAUGUAUUGUAUGCCUGCACGCGAUAUUCCAAUCAAUGUUUAUUCCACAAUAGUGGAAUAUAAAAGUAAUGGCUAUUAGCACUUUGGGGUUC
Magnolia sinica is the source of this 1643-nucleotide messenger RNA. RefSeq names its product GDSL esterase/lipase At1g28570-like. NCBI's taxonomy places the organism in Eukaryota, Viridiplantae, Streptophyta, Magnoliopsida, Magnoliales, Magnoliaceae. The record is from RefSeq and is a predicted model, not a curated record. Gene Ontology annotation, molecular function: hydrolase activity, acting on ester bonds. Bases 300 to 1487 code for a protein of 395 amino acids. The transcript is spliced from 5 exons.